Messenger RNA from Coprinopsis cinerea okayama7#130, 1737 nucleotides. Its product is annotated as glucoamylase. The record is from RefSeq and is a predicted model, not a curated record. Gene Ontology annotation, molecular function: glucan 1,4-alpha-glucosidase activity; starch binding. The coding region runs from base 1 to 1737 and encodes 578 amino acids. Gene Ontology annotation, cellular component: fungal-type vacuole. Gene Ontology annotation, biological process: polysaccharide catabolic process. The transcript has 8 exons. NCBI's taxonomy places the organism in Eukaryota, Fungi, Basidiomycota, Agaricomycetes, Agaricales, Psathyrellaceae.
AUGCGCCUCUAUCUCACUACGACCUUGGGUCUCUUCUCGGCCUUGCUGGGUGUCAAAGCGCAAGCUGACCCCUUGGUCGAUGCCUACCUUGCAAAGCAAGUGCCCAUUUCCAGGACUGGUGUCAGUGCCAACGUCGGUCCUGACGGCGCCAGGUCCUCGGGGGCAGCGGCUGGACUUGUGAUUGCUAGUCCCAGUACUGAAGACCCUGACUAUGUGUAUACCUGGACUCGAGACUCUGCGCUCGUUUUCAAGGGCAUCACGGAACGGUACAUUCGAGGCGAGGAUGAUUCCCUCCGUGGCAGAAUCGACGACUUUGUCGCUGCUCAAGCAACGUUGCAAGGCGUGACCAGUCCGAGUGGAGGUCCUAACACUGGCGGUCUAGGAGAGCCCAAGUUUAACAUCGAUUUCACCGCUUUCACUGGCGGGUGGGGACGACCUCAACAUGAUGGUCCCGCUCUCCGCGCCAUCGCCCUGAUCAACUACGCUAACCACUUGGUUGACACCGACAAUUCGACUUGGGCUACCGAGCGCGUCUGGCCUGUGAUCAAGAAGGACCUUGACUACACCGCCAAAAACUGGAACUACACUGGUUUCGACCUUUGGGAAGAGGUCGCUACAAGCUCGUUCUUCACUAGCGCCGUUCAGCUCCGCGCUCUCAAGGAAGGUGUUACCCUGGCUGAUCGCCUCCAGCAAAACUCGGCUCCUUAUGUCGAGCAAGUCGAGCGUGUUCACUGCUUCCUGCAGUCCUACUGGAACCCAGAGCAAGGCUUCAUCACUGCCAAUGUGGGAUAUCGCACUGGAAAAGACGCCAAUACCAUUCUCGCUUCGAUCCAUACAUUUGACCCCGAGGCUGGUUGCGAUGCGACCACCUUCCAACCUUGCUCCGACAAGGCUCUCUCCAACUUGAAGGUUGUCGUCGACUCCUUCCGCACAGAGUACAGCAUCAACCAUGAUAUCCCGGCCGACCAGGGCGUUGCUGUCGGUCGUUACACCGAAGAUGUCUACUUUGGUGGGCAGCCUUGGUAUCUGACUACGUCUGCCACAGCUGAACAGCUCUAUGAUGCUCUUAUCGUCUGGGAUCGCCAAGAAAGCCUCGAAGUCACCCCCAUCUCCCAGGCCUUUUUCAGCGCGUUCGACAGUACCAUCCAGCCUGGCACCUAUGCUAAAGGCUCUGACACCUACGUGACUCUUACCAACGCUGUCAGGCGAUUUGCGGACGGAUUCCUUGCCACGAAUGCCAAAUACACACCCGAGGAUGGAUCCCUGUCUGAACAGUACGACCGUGACGAUGGGCGUCCUUUGAGCGCCACGCACCUCACAUGGAGCUAUGCCUCUUUGUUGUCAGCCUCCGCUGCUCGAUCCGGAGAGAUGCCCACAAGGUCAUGGGGUGCCAAGGCUCUAGUGGUCCCUGGCCAAUGCGUUGGCAACAUCGGUCCCACUUCCCUUGUCACCUUCAAAGUCUAUGCUGAAACUACCCCCGGUGAGAACAUCUUUAUUGCUGGAAACAUUGGCGCUCUGAGCGGCUGGUCCUCCGACAACGCUGCUGCUCUUUCUCCCUUUGAAUAUCCCAUCUGGAAUGUGACUCUCCCGAUCCCUGUUGACACCUACUUCGAGUACAAGUACCUCCGCAAGGAUGGGGACAGUGUCGUUUGGGAAGCCGAUCCCGCUCGUCGCAACAAUUCUAUUUCACCUGACGGCGAGUCCAAGACCAUUAACGACGUUUGGAGGGGACUGUAG